Molecule: messenger RNA, 1299 nt
Organism: Aspergillus pseudonomiae
Lineage: Eukaryota; Fungi; Ascomycota; Eurotiomycetes; Eurotiales; Aspergillaceae
Exons: 2
Coding region: 1-1299 (432 amino acids)
Source: RefSeq, a predicted model, not a curated record
AUGCCCAUCCUAAUGGAAAGAAUAAGAUUCCAAUUCUACCAUAAAACCGCCCCGGCGAUCGUUAAAUCCACCCGCACUUCCGAAUCCGACGACGCACGUCCAUCUAGAUCAACACCGAAAGACAAUCACCACCAGCAACUGGCACUCGUGGUCGCCCGGCCUCCAAUCGACCAAUGCUUCGCCCCGACCUUGACGGCGAACGCUCUGGAUACACAGCUGAAAGAGGUCUUCUCGGAUGUCGUCUACGCCACCUUCCCGAACUUGUACGCCGCGUUUUCUGCCCGCGUCGAUCUCACCUGGGUCGACUUUGUCCGACAUCAUUCUGCCACGCAGCCGAGCGCAGUUAAUUGGGGGAUCCGCUGUCUGAACACCUGGUUUUUGGCGCGACGACAUCACGACCAUGACCAGCUUCAGGCGAGUCGACACAUGUAUAACAGGGCGUUGCGGUGUCUAGCCCAAUCUAUUCGAGAUCCCGCUCGGGUCAAAUCAGAUAGCACUCUGGCUGCAGCGAUAGCACUCGGCGUAUACGAGGUCCUGGAUGGGAUAGGGCCGAAUUCAUGGUUGGUGCAUUCGCGCGGAAUCGGGGCGUUGUUCCGGUUGCGUGGUCCGGACGCCCAUCGCUCAGGCUUCGGGCGUACCAUGUACACCACGUACCGCGCGUUUUUAGUAGCAGAGGCCUUCACUUGCCAGGAGCCAUGCUUUCUGGAAGGCGAGGAGUGGCGGACGAUGAAUCAGGAGGCGUUACGAGCGGAGGAACGCGACGGGAAGGGUAGCCAACUGAGCGAAAUCACGGAGAAGGCGUUCGGGGAGGUCUUACUCUGUCCGGGAUACCUGGUACGCACACGUGAGAUGAUUACUGGGAAAGCGUCCGAGUCGUCGAAUGAAUCCCUCGCCGCGGAGAUUCGUUGCAGCCGAGACCUCCUGCGGGUUUUGCAGCGACGACUGGCUGCGCUGUUGAACCUGCAGAUGAACAGUCAGGCAGUGCAGAAGAGAAAUCCUCUGGACGGCUCUAUCCCACAACAGUUUGUGCACACCAUUGCGCACAGUUCGUUGCGGGGUAUGGACUCGGCGUUGGCACUCCUUGACCAGCUUCUCGUGCUUCUUGCUGCUAGCAAAAAACAGAUGCUGGGUUCCGAGAAGAAUCCCCCUCAGAGUCCCUGGAACACGGUCACGUAUCGACCAGCUCCAGAGGAGGCAUUGCCCGUAAGUAAUGAGUGCACUAGCACGAACGAGGCGAAGUCCCUCGAUUGGCUUGAUCAGCUUGCAUUGUCCAUGGGGACUCUUGCGCUCAAGACAUGA